Fonsecaea pedrosoi CBS 271.37 is the source of this 867-nucleotide messenger RNA. RefSeq lists its product as uncharacterized. The coding region runs from base 1 to 867 and encodes 288 amino acids. The record is from RefSeq and is a predicted model, not a curated record. Gene Ontology annotation, biological process: protein phosphorylation. Lineage: Eukaryota; Fungi; Ascomycota; Eurotiomycetes; Chaetothyriales; Herpotrichiellaceae. The transcript has a single exon. Gene Ontology annotation, molecular function: ATP binding; protein kinase activity.
AUGGCAGGAUUGAAGCGCCCUCUGCCUUCAGCAAUACAGGACGCGAUGACGAUAGCGGACAUGCAGAGACUGGGCGGGCAAUAUGUCGGAGAGGGCGGCACUGGGGCCGUCUUCUUGAUCAACGGCGUUGCAGUCAAAGUUGCGUACAACGAAGAUUACUCUGUGAAAAUCCAACAUGAGAAGAAUGUCUUCGAGCGUCUCGGCAAUUGUGACGGAGUGAUUGAGUCCUUCGAUCUUCAAGCCCCGGGCAUUCGAAUGACUUAUAUGGCAAACGCUGAUCUUCGCCAAUUCCUCGCGCGAAAUCGAACUCUUGAUUUCCCGCCUCCCACGCUACAGCUUUACUGGUUUCGCCAGAUGACUCGCGCUCUUGCUGCGGUCCACGAGCGCCGCGUCCUUGUCGCUGAUAUCAGCGCGAGAAAUUUCCUUGUUGACAAAGACCUGUCGAUCAAGUUAUCCGACUUUUCCGAGUCAUCCAUUCUCGAUAUCGACUGCAAUGUCCAGACUUGUGACGAUAACGGUUACACCAUACACACAGAGAUUGGUCAGCUCGGCGCUGUCUUCUACGAGACCAUUACAGCAGACAAGUGCAGCUUUGAUCUUUAUAAACACCAGCUUCAUGGAGCCUCGAUCGCCGAGUUCCCACUAAGAAACGACCUUCCGAGCACCCAGGGGCUCUGGCUAGGACAUAUUAUCGAGAAGUGUUGGAACAAGGAGUACGCGACCUGCCAUGAGCUGUCUGCUGCGCUCGAGUCGGGGGAGCUGGUGAGAGAAGAAGACAAAGGUCGGCCGGAUCGGGCCGUCAUCAAAGAGCUGGAACAGUCUGUACAGACAUCCUUACCACCCAACCGAGCUCACGGCAGCCACUGA